Molecule: messenger RNA, 2236 nt
Organism: Hyalella azteca
Lineage: Eukaryota; Metazoa; Arthropoda; Malacostraca; Amphipoda; Hyalellidae
Gene: eIF3d1
Product: eukaryotic translation initiation factor 3 subunit D
Exons: 12
Coding region: 117-1757 (546 amino acids)
Biological process (GO): translational initiation
Cellular component (GO): eukaryotic translation initiation factor 3 complex; cytoplasm
Molecular function (GO): translation initiation factor activity
Source: RefSeq, a predicted model, not a curated record
AUUUGACUUUAGUGCUAUAAGCGUCGGUCCAACCUCGUCAACGUGUGAAGCGAUAGAAGUUCUUCAGAUUCAUCAUUGUUGCGCUUUUUAUCUGUAAUUUUCAUUAAUUGUAAAUAAUGGCGGCUGAGUUCAUAGCUCCAGUAAUUCAAGAUAAUCCUGAUGGUUGGGGACCUUGCGAUGUUCCCGAACAGUUUAGAGACAUGCCUUAUCAACCUUUUUCGAAAGGCGAUCGUCUGGGAAAAGUCUCAGAUUGGACUGGUGCUACCUACCAAGACAGACGUUAUGCUACCAAGUAUACAUCAACAUUUGGCAGCCAACAGCAGUAUGCUUACUACCAUGAAGAUGAUGAAAAUACCUUCAAGCAGGUGUUCAAGGCAAACGUGCCCAAGCCUCCCUACCAGCGUGGUCGCUACAUGCGCAAUGCGCGCAUGCGCGGCGGGCGGGGGCGUGGCAUGGGGGCGGGGCGAGGUGACAGCCAUCUGCAAGUGCUGGGCCGAGGCAACAAGAGAGGAGAUAAUAAGUGGCAGAAACAGAACCAGCAGCAGCGGCGCUGGCCGUCCCGCUACCAGCAGCAACAGAAGAUCAGGGACGCGUCUGUGACCGUGCGGCCAGACUGGAAGAUCGUCGAGGAAAUGGACUUCCCUAGGCUGCAGGAGCUCUCGCUCCCAACUGUCGCUGAACCCAAGGACCUGAUGCUGUGCGGUGCUAUGGAGUACUACGACAAGACCUACGAUCGCGUCACAGUCAAGAACGAGAAGAAGUUGGAGCGCGUCGAUCGCAUCUUCCACAAGGUCACCACCACCGACGACCCUAUCAUCAGACAGCUGACGAAGAGCGAAGGCAACGUCUUCGCCACAGACGUCAUUCUGGCGACCCUGAUGUGUUGCACGCGCUCCGUUUACUCCUGGGACAUCGUAGUGCAGAAGAUCGGCGACAAGCUCUUCUUUGACAAGCGCGAUGACUCGGAAUUUGACUUGCUGACGGUUAGUGAAACUUCCAUCGAGCCUCCUCAGGACGAAGGCAAUUCACUGAACUCACCGCGCCUGUUAUCCCUGGAGGCGACCUUCAUCAACCACAACUUUUCGCAGCAAGUUCUGGUCUCGGAUAAGAAGAAGCGAUACACUUUCCCCAACGAGAGCCCGUUCCUGGACGAGGACGAGGAGGACGAAGUGGCGCCCGUGGGCUACCGCUACCGCUGCUGGGACUUGGGCAACAACAUCAAGCUUGUGGCCAGGACCGAGCAUGACGCCGUGCUACAGAUGCAGUCCGGCGAGGUCAACUUCAUCAACAUCAAGACCCUGAACGAGUGGGACAGCAGGAUAAGCAACGGCGUUGAUUGGCGUCAGAAGCUGGACAGCCAGCGCGGUGCUGUGUUGGCCAACGAGCUGCGCUGCAACGCCUUCAAGCUCGCCAAGUGGACCUGCCAAGCCCUGCUUGCUGGCUCCGACCAGAUCAAAUUCGGAUAUGUGUCUCGUGUGAACGUGCGAGACUCCUCAAAGCACGUGAUUUUGGGCACGGAGCAGUUCAAGCCUCACGAGUUCGCCAACCAAAUCAACCUGAGCAUGGAUAACGCCUGGGGCAUCUUGCGGUGCAUCAUCGACAUCUGCAUGAAUCUUAAGGACGGCAAAUAUCUCAUCAUGAAGAACCCCAACAAGCAAGUAAUUGACUUGUAUGAUAUACCUGACACCACGUUCGAGUCUGAGGAGGAAGACAACACCGAGGAUGGCAAGAACGGAGACACGCAAAACGAAAAGUAGCUUCUUGCCCAAAAUCCUGGCGCCCACUUCUUCAAAAUAAUCAGACGACAAUUUCUAACACAAGUGAAAAUUUGUGUUCUGCGACAUCGGUUAAUAUCAUAAACUAACUGCAUCGUGGCCACACAUCAGCUACUAUAUGCUGAUGGAGUUCGUCAAUGUUAACCCAUCUUUUUGUUUGUUCAAUUUAUCCACUUCAUGGAGACUAAAUAUAUAUAAAGGCUUCACAUCAUUACAUUCUGCAAUUUGAAUAACGAAAUUCUCUUUUUAUUAAUUUAAAUUAUUUUGUUAUGAUUCAUUUUGUUUGUGUGUUUUUUUGCCAGUUUCUCGUUCUAUUUUCAGUUUCCUAAGAAUAUUAUCAUAGGCAAGAGUUUUCUGCCCAGUGCUCCAACGCGCGUUUUUCGGGAUUUUUCCUUCCAUGUGUUAUACUAUUUGAUGUCUGGUUUUUGUACGGAGGUGUGAGGUAUAAACGACUGACAAUU